CAAAAUCAUCAAUUCACUCUCAAGAUGUAUAAUAGCACUUUGCAAAAUGUGAGCAUUACUACACUGGGCUCGAACCAAACAAACAUGAGCUGCCAUAAGAAUGAUGACUUUAAGUACCCCCUCUACAGUACAUUUUUCAGCGUGGUGUUUGUGAUUGGACUCCUCUUCAACAUGGUCGCUGUCUACAUUUUUGCUUGUACGUUAAAAGUGCGUAAUGAGACCACGACGUACAUGAUGAAUCUUGUGGUUUCAGAUUUGCUCUUUGUGUUCACCCUGCCUCUUCGGAUAUACUACUUCAUUAGGCGUGACUGGCCAUUUGGUAAGGAACUGUGCCAGCUCUCUGUGUCGUUGUUCUACACCAACAUGUACGGCAGCAUCCUCUUCCUCACCUGCAUCAGCAUUGACCGUUUCCUGGCUAUUGUGCACCCGUUCGGAUCCCAAAACAUUCGCACUAAGAGGAAUGCAAAACUGGCCUGCUGUGCGGUGUGGGUGCUGGUUCUGUCUGGCAGUUUACCCUCGGGGUUCCUUCUAGACACCACUUCGCCCAGAAAUGCCAACUCACCCUCCAUCUACUGCUUUGAGAACUUCUCCAAAAAGCAGUGGCAGUCCAAGCUGUCCAAAGUGGUCAUGUUCAUUGAGACGGUGGGCUUCCUCAUCCCACUGAUACUCAAUGUCUUCUGUUCAAUAUCAGUCCUUCAGACACUGAGGAAACCCCAAACCGUCAGCCGCGGCCAUCUCAACAAAACUAAGAUCUUACGGAUGAUCGCCGUGCAUCUGUUUACCUUCUGCUUCUGUUUCAUCCCCUACAAUGUCAACCUCAUCUUCUACGCCAUGGUCCGCAGCAAAGUCCUGAAAGGAUGCUAUGCAGAAUCAGUCGUCAGAACCAUCUAUCCUGUUGCUUUGUGCAUAGCUGUGACCAACUGCUGCUUUGACCCGGUCAUUUACUACUUCACCUCAGAGACUAUUCAGAACUCCAUCAAACGCAAGUCCAUGAAAUUACACAAUGGCAUCCACAUCCUUGAGAGACUACAAACGGACUCUGCGCAAAGCAGUCCAAUUACGCUGAGAGGUCUGAGAUCCAAACUCUUUGACAACGAGUCUACAGCAUAACAUCAACUGUAUGAUGUGACAGGAUUAAAAAAUUAUCGAGUAUUGCUGGUGAAACUCUGUUCUAAUCUGAGGUAACAGAUGACAGAGCUGCCGACAGGACCAUCACGGCACAAAAUCACAGUAAAGACACUGUGGUUACAAAGGACCCAUCUACUCGACAGCAUGGACUAUUUACCCAGAUUUAAGACUUUUACACAAUCACUUCUGAUUCAAUGUAGGACUUGAGAGAAGAAACAUUGAAAGUCUUAAAACAAUGUGCUGCAUGUUACAUUUCCUCGGUCAGGGUAACAAAAGCAGUGCAGAUUACGGAAAAUAAUAUCAAACAACAAUCAAAGAUGGCUGUGUCAACUCACUGAUGGCAUCUCAAUACCCUAAAAGUCAUAAAAUAUAAUAGGAAUCAGAAUACUGAUAAGGUAGGAAGGUCUGUCAUGUUGUGUCGUGUUAAUCUUAAACUUUCUUGGGAUAAGAUUUAAGAUUAGUGAUAAAAACACGUGGAAAUGGAGGCGCCACAAUGGUUGACCAUGUGGAGCAUGUACCACAUACCACCCUGUGUUUACUAUUUCUCUCCACUGUGACUAUCUGUAAAGCAGAAAUAUGAAAAAAAAAAAAUUAAAUGUGUGGAAAUAACAGACAGUAAAGUGCGAUACUCUGGUUAACGGUGCUUGAACAGGAAAAAAGUGUUGCCUUUAUACAGAACACAUUUUGCUUUCAAAGAGUCUUAUGCCUCUGAGCAGAUUGCCUUUUAAAGAACUCUGCUUUGGCAUGAUGAACCAGUAUUACAGCUCUGUGUGUUUUGUAACGUUCUGUGUAAUGUAUAAAUAUUUGUGGAAUAACCAACAAAACUCUACGC
This is a messenger RNA of Myripristis murdjan (pinecone soldierfish), 1960 nucleotides long. Its product is annotated as lysophosphatidic acid receptor 6-like. The transcript has a single exon. Lineage: Eukaryota; Metazoa; Chordata; Actinopteri; Holocentriformes; Holocentridae. Gene Ontology annotation, molecular function: lysophosphatidic acid receptor activity. Gene Ontology annotation, cellular component: plasma membrane. The coding region runs from base 25 to 1110 and encodes 361 amino acids. Gene Ontology annotation, biological process: positive regulation of Rho protein signal transduction; phospholipase C-activating G protein-coupled receptor signaling pathway. The record is from RefSeq and is a predicted model, not a curated record.